GACAGAAGCGCACCUCUGUCCCGCACACCACUGGCCUCAGUGUCGCCUCAGCACUUUCUCCAAACAGGAUACAAAACAAGAUCCAGUGUGUUAAUCAAAAACUUCUCUUUGGGGGGCUUUUUCCUGCCUUGCCACCAUGGCUGAGUAACUUUGUGCGCAAAGAUUAGAGCAGAGCAGCGGAACUUUGAGCGGACCUUCUCUCGUACCGGAGUAGCAGUGGAGAGGGGGAUGCGAGCCUCUCCUGGGUGUCGGAGAGCGGAGCGGCUAUGAGGAGCGAGGCUCACCUGCUGGGUUAACAGAACGAGACCGCACCGCACCAACAGAAUGCGGGAACGGGGUCCUUGCAUUUGUGGAGUUGGUGUGUGGAGUCUGCUGCUAUCCCUUUGUCUGGCCUCCCUCACACAUGCACACAGGAGCCACACAGUCCAUGUUAAGGCAGGGACUUGUGAAGUGAUCGCCGCCCAUCGCUGCUGCAACAAGAACAAGAUUGAGGAAAGAUCACAGACUGUCAAAUGUUCCUGCUUCCCCGGUCAGGUUGCUGGCACCACUCGGGCAAUGCCCUCCUGUGUUGAUGCCUCCAUUGUGGCCCAGAAGUGGUGGUGUCAGAUGGAGCCAUGUAUGGAAAGUGAGGAGUGCAAAGUCCUGCCAGACCUCACAGGAUGGAGCUGCAGCACAGGCAACAAAGUCAAGACCACAAAGGUGACCCGAUAAUCCCGCUCAUCUCAAAACAAGCAGAAGGAAAUGGCUGCCAGACUAUUUUCACAGCACAAUGGACCUAUCAAGAUAUAAGAAAAUGCACUCAGAUGAAUCCCAGUGAGGACCCAGUCAUUGUUUCAUCUUUCUGAGGAUAACUAAGAACUGACUGCUGAAGAGACAGGACUCUGAAACAGCUGAUUUUCCUGGGUCUUUUACAGCAGAGGACUACAUCACUCAGAAACCUAUAAGGCUCCUACAUACUGUACACAAAAAUGAACUAUGACUUAAGAAGAACUUUAUUAGAUGAUACAAAAACAACUUCUUUAAUACAACCUAUCUUCUUCAUCUCCUUUUUUCUGGCUGAGUUGGGUUGCAUAGAUGGACGGGGGAAAAAAUAUUAGGAUCUUCAUUUUAUGAUAGGCUUUUUUUUUUCUAAAGUCCUGUAAUCCCGGCGUAAAGGGAGUGGAUCCAGAACGCUUGCCUAAUGUAGUCUGGGUGACAUAUUCAAACUGUGCCACAUAUAACCUCCUUACAGCUGUCAAAAUGUUUAUCACAUCUGAAAAUGAACCUUUUUCUCCCCCCAUUAUUUUUUGAAAUACAUAUAUUUAACCUUCAUAAAAGUAUCUGACCUUGAACAGUAUGUGGUUAACCACACGCCAUUUUCUUUUUUUUAAUGCAAAAGAUGUUUGUCGGUCUCCUUUUUGCUUCUGUUUUUUUUUUUUUUUUUUUUUUUUCGUUCGUUGACAGAGGAUAAAAUCCUUUUAGGGGUGAGGUUAGACUAAUACCAAGUAGAUGUUAAGGCAUAUCGAAACGUGUAAACGUGUAAAGAAAAAAAAGGGUCCAAUUGAAUCAACGGUUCUAAAAGUAAAUUGAUGCUCUAAUUGUUUUAAUAUCUGUGUUUUUAAAUGCCUGUUAACCGCUAUUGAGUACAUGUGUCAGUAUUAUA
Cololabis saira (Pacific saury) is the source of this 1642-nucleotide messenger RNA. Its product is annotated as chemokine-like protein TAFA-2. Lineage: Eukaryota; Metazoa; Chordata; Actinopteri; Beloniformes; Belonidae. The record is from RefSeq and is a predicted model, not a curated record. Gene Ontology annotation, molecular function: receptor ligand activity. Bases 325 to 711 code for a protein of 128 amino acids. The transcript is spliced from 5 exons.